Messenger RNA from Rotaria sordida, 1356 nucleotides. The record is from the annotation of a GenBank genome assembly. Lineage: Eukaryota; Metazoa; Rotifera; Eurotatoria; Philodinida; Philodinidae.
AUGAAAACCAUUGCGACUUUACUUUUGGUUUGGUGUUACUUCACCCAUACAGUUAUCCAUUGUUCUGAGAUAAAAUACUUUCAAAGUAUUAAUUGUACACAUUUUACUUUUACCAAUAAAAGAAAUCAAAGUGAAAGUAUACUCUACUAUCGUCCGACAAUAGAAAGAUCAAUAAUAGGAACUUCGGAAGUUUUUAAUACAACAGAAAAUACAAUUACAGAGCCAGAACCAGAGCCGGAACCAUUAGAAAACGUACUUCUGACAAUAUCAAACGAUCGAAUUGUUGGAAUUUUCAAUACUGUCGCGGGUGGUAAUACCAAUCCGGCUAGUAUGGAUGGAAAUGAUGCCGGUAGUUACUAUCCAAAAGAAAGUCCAGAACAUGCCAUUGAUAAUAAUGUCUGGACUAAAUAUAAUAAUCAAGGCAAUGGACCUCAAUCACUUUCAUCUCCAACAAAAGGGGUUGGUACUGGAUUUAUAGUGACACCACAAUAUGGAUUAUCGAUCGUCACUAGUUUCCAGUUUGCAACAGGCAAUGACCGUCCUCAACGAGAUCCACUGACAAUUACUUUGGAAGGUACGAAUGUAACUAGUGAUGAUCAAUCUAUAGGAAAAAACUGGAAAUUGAUUUAUAUGGGAGAAACAGGGUUGAAAAUUGAUCCGGGACGAUCGAGCUUUGGAAAACGGCAAACAUUAAAUAACACCAUGGCUGCGAAAAGUUAUCGAUUAAUAGUAACAUCGCAAAGACUUCCUGAACACAGUGUUCAGUAUAGCGAAGCACAUCUCUAUGGAAAUGUCAUAAGAACUGAUAUAGUUCGUGAGUACAUAGUAAUGAAUGUUCAAUAUGACAUUGCUAAUGCAGUCCUAUUUAAUUCACAAAAGCCGACGUCAGUUUUAGAAAUUGAUGCUAUCAAUUAUAUGAGUACUCAACAAAAAAUGACCAAGUCAAGAACCAUUGCAACAACAAUAACAAAUACAUGGAGUUUUAGUUACGCACUUAAGGUGGGUGCUAAAAUAACCAUGACUGCUGGUAUACCUAGCGCUGCACAGACAAGUGUUGAGAUCAGUGUUGAACAUACAUUUGAAACACAAUAUGGCCAAUCAAUAAGUAAUGAGGAAACAUUUACAUCUGAAUUGGAACUGAUUGCACCACCUCGCUCAAAAGUACGCGCCACUUUGGGUUUAUUAGAUGGAGAAGCUGAUAUUAAAUUCACAUCAACAUUAACUACCAUAUAUGAAGACGGUAGCCAAUUGGUACAACAAGGUGCCUCAGGACUCUUCAGAAGUGUGUCUGUUCAUAAGAUGAUAGCGACAUACUAUGAACCUACGCCGAUUGAUAUUGAAAGCAAUAUUGGAUAG